Messenger RNA from Ceraceosorus guamensis, 824 nucleotides. Its product is annotated as Trm112p-domain-containing protein. The transcript is spliced from 3 exons. Gene Ontology annotation, molecular function: protein heterodimerization activity. NCBI's taxonomy places the organism in Eukaryota, Fungi, Basidiomycota, Exobasidiomycetes, Ceraceosorales, Ceraceosoraceae. Gene Ontology annotation, biological process: peptidyl-glutamine methylation; tRNA methylation; rRNA (guanine-N7)-methylation. The record is from RefSeq and is a predicted model, not a curated record. Bases 254 to 637 code for a protein of 127 amino acids.
AAGCCCCAUGGCCCCGUCACAUCACUCGUGAAAUCCUCUUUGCGACUCCAGCACAUGAUCCAUCGACAUCGCCCCGGACCAACGACCAUCUUUGCUGCGCAUACACUGGAAGCGCCGCGCAAGGUUGUAAAAGCCAAAGCUAUCCAAAGCCCAUCUUGACCUGCCACCCAAGCCUUGCACUUCUGCUGCGAUCCAUUCUCGUCCUGACCUCUGAAACCGCACGCAAACGCCAAGCCCGACAGCCUCGCCAAAGAUGCGUCUCUUGACUCACAAUCUGCUGGCCUGUCACGCCAAAUCCUGCGUAUCCACCUCCAACAAUUUCCCACUCUCUUUCAAAGAAGUCCAGCUGGAACUGAUCGAGGCUGAUUUCAACGAGCCUUUCUUACGAGGAUUUCUGAACAAGGUGGACUGGAAUGCGUUGGUUGUCGCUUCGAGACAGUUGGGCGAUGCGAGCUUGCCUGAAAAAGGUCCGGAUCCGACGGACCCAAUGAUCGACGGGGAGACGCUCAAGGCGCUGCACCACGUGCUGCUUGAGAUCCACGUCAUCGAGGGCCAAAUGGUGUGUCCCAACUGCGCCCACAUCUUUCAGAUCAGGAAUGGCAUUCCAAACAUGGUGAGCGCGAGCGCGAAGUGUUAAGACUAGCAGUCGUCGGAUCAGCAUCGAGGCGCUUCAUGACAAGUGCUGCGCACUUCUGACAUACCAAACCCUUCAACUCUCGUCCCCUCGCAGCUUCUAGCAGAGCAUGAAGUUCCCAAGUGAUCCCGCACACAUCUGCCUAUUCUCGAUGAACACGAGGCAUGCGAAGAUCAUUCAAACUCAGGAG